CGAAGAGAGUUCUGAUUUCCGGCAAAUAACGUCUUCGCACUUUUGAUGGCGGCGAUUAAAAGAAGCACAAAAAGAAACAUUCGUCGGUUAUUUGUUGGUGUUUGACUGAAACGGUGAACUCUGACCUCGGACAGUGACUGACUGCUGAUACCGGGAUCGAGCCUGCCCGCUGCCGUCGCCAUGGAAACAGAGGAACAGGCCCGGAACCGCUUCCAGUCGGAGCUGGAGUUCGUCCAGUGUCUGGCCAACCCCAACUACCUGAACUUUCUGGCCCAGAGAGGCGUCCUGAGGGAGAGACCCUUCAUUAACUACCUGAAGUACCUGCUGUACUGGAAGGAGCCCGAAUACGCCAAGUUCCUCAAGUAUCCUCACUGCCUGCACAUGCUGGAGCUGCUGCAGUACGAACACUUCAGGAAGGAGCUGGUCAACGCUCAGUGCGCCAAGUUCAUCGACGAGCAGCAGCUGCUGCACUGGCAGCACUACUCCCGCAAACGCACCCGGCUGCAGCAGGCGCUGGCCGAGCAGCAGCAGCCGCAGCAGCAGGCGCCGCCGCACGGGAACGCCGCCGCCAAGUGAGGACCACGCUGGAGGCGGGAGGAGGAGCGUGGGAUAGUCGGAGCGCGGAUUGUAGCUCUGAUUGUGGAUUUUUGAGUUCAACGCGGAAGAUUCAGGAAAGUUGACACGGACACGUCGGACAUGUUGUUUUUGUGUUUAAUACAUUUUGAUGAAGAUGGUUAAAGGUGGUUAAAGGAUUGUGUGUAUGUGUACUGAGUGGCAGAGUUAAUAAUGACACACAGCAGCUGAGAGUGAAAGCAACUUCCUGUUGGGAAUUUCAGUUUAAAAGCACUCACGCUCACAGAUCUCCUCAAAAAACGUACUACGAGAAGAAAGUUUCAAAAUCUAAACUCGCCGGAUGGAAGGAAAUCUUGUGAGUGACGUAUAAACAUGAACAGGAUGUAAUCAGUGGACAGAUCUGUUGGUCUGCAGUGUCUCUAACAGCCAGCAGGGGGCAGCUCCACUCUGAUAGUAUGGAGUCUUAUGGAGAAGUUUCCUGAUGAGUUUCUGGUCUCAGUCUCUAGUUUCAGUCUUCUUCCAUACAGCAUGAUGUUCAUUUAGUAACUGAUGGUCCCAUUGAGAGUAACACAGACCAUAAAGCAGCUGAUCCAGAGUCUGUUACUGGAAUACGAGAUCGUGUGUGACCGAGGAACCGCCAUUGUUUCCUGCCAAUGAGCUGGCUUGAAAAUCAGAUCAAAGAUGGCAGAGAACGGCUUCCUCGCUCUCUGAUUAUUGGAAGAUUCACCGCUUUAAGCUUUUAGGCCGCUAACAACGUUUCCUUCCAUCCGGCGAGUUUGUAUGUUCGACCUUUGUUCCUGUUCCACGUUUCCUGAGCGGAUGUGUGACUGAAAUGUGGCAGCAGUUUACGGUGCCACAUUGUAAAGUCAGUCACAUCUGUCUGAAAAGGUCAGCAGCUGCACACUGAUGAAGGUGAUGAUGGUGAAAACCAAACAUUAUGGGACCGCUUGGAGUCGCUGGUUGAGAACAAUUCAACAAUAACACAGAGAAUAUUUGAGUUACACAACAGUUUUAUUUACAGUUCUUCCUCCUGCCUACGUCUGCUACUCUCCUUUUCUUUUCUAAUAAAGGUUUUGAACUUGAA
Messenger RNA from Dicentrarchus labrax (European seabass), 1657 nucleotides. RefSeq names its product mediator complex subunit 31 (gene med31). Gene Ontology annotation, cellular component: core mediator complex; mediator complex. Bases 181 to 576 code for a protein of 131 amino acids. Lineage: Eukaryota; Metazoa; Chordata; Actinopteri; Moronidae. The transcript has 4 exons. Gene Ontology annotation, biological process: regulation of transcription by RNA polymerase II. Gene Ontology annotation, molecular function: transcription coregulator activity. The record is from RefSeq and is a predicted model, not a curated record.